AUGAUACAAAUUGCUUUCAAAUGGUUCGGAGUAGUUAACUCGAAGAAUCACCGUGUCGUUGCUGGCGACGGUGUGAAAUUCAUAGAGAAUGCCUCCGCUGAAGGCAGGAAGUACGACGUUGUGGCGAUCGAUGCCUGUACAGAGACUCCGUUUUUUUGUCCCGUCAAGCCUUUUCGAAAUCCGAACGCUUUAAAAGCUGUCAGGAACAUCUUGACAUCGAAUGGUAAGCGUAAAUGCAAAAUU
Messenger RNA from Cooperia oncophora, 243 nucleotides. The record is from the annotation of a GenBank genome assembly. Lineage: Eukaryota; Metazoa; Nematoda; Chromadorea; Rhabditida; Trichostrongylidae.